Molecule: messenger RNA, 1257 nt
Organism: Microthlaspi erraticum
Lineage: Eukaryota; Viridiplantae; Streptophyta; Magnoliopsida; Brassicales; Brassicaceae
Source: the annotation of a GenBank genome assembly
AUGUUCACGGACUCAUCAGCUCCAGCAAUGGACCCGGAUCUACCCGAAUCCGAAACCCGACCCUUACUAAAUCCCUCCUCCGCUGAUCCCACCGCCACUACCGAUUCCGGCACCGUACAUACCCCCACGGCAGAGGAAGCUAGACCCGAAGCGACGACAUUCGAAUCAGCCGCAUCGCAAGUCACAGCCGCCGCCGAUCUACCACCGGAACGAUUCGAUUCGCUCGACGAGUUGACUCACGACCUCGGCUCUCUCCACGAGCUAUCUACCCGCGGCUCAUGGCAAGCGAUCCUCGAGAAAAUAUCCCAAGCGAGAGCACUCUUCCUCCUCACCAAGCCUCACGAGCAUCUCACCUAUCUCACUUACCAAGUCAUGGCUCUCGCGAAGCUACGCCGCUCCGAUGAAGCUGCUCACGAGCUUAAUUCCUUGCACGAUUUCGACGGCACGCAUUACAGGUACGAAUCGUUCCCUGAGAUCUACCCAAAUCGGAAAGGAUCCAUGGUCCCUUUCUCUCUUCGGUGGCUCUACGCUCUGAUCCCGACUAAGCUCGGUAAUCGCCAGGAAGGUCUCGAUCGAUUAUACACUCUGCUCGAUUUCGUCCGCGAUCGAAUCAAAGAGAAGGAAUCACAGAAUUUAGAUCGAUCUAUAGAAUUGUGGAAGAAAAGAGAGACAUUUGUGAUGAAUUGCUUGCUAGGGUUUCAUCUAGGUCACAAGGAAUUUGGGAUAUCUCUGGAAUUGAUGAAGGAAUUGAUAAACCGUGAUCCAUCAGACCCGGUUCUGAUUUCGAAACUAGGAUCUGUGCAAAUGCAGUUUGGUGACAUACAAGGAGCAAAAGCCACGUUUAACCGAGUGGAGAAGAUGUUGAACGAAGGAAAGAGCGAUGCUUUACUGAAUGAAACGCAGUUCAAGAAUCUUGUUGGUAGGAAUAAGGCUUUGGUUCACGUUGUGGCGAAGGACUACGUUGCUGCUGUGAGAGAGUACGAGGAAUGCAUUGAGAGAGAUAAUUCGGAUGCGGUCGCGGUCAACAACAAGGCUCUCUGUUUGAUGUAUUUGAGAGAUCUAUCGGAUGCGAUCAAAGUGAUGGAGAAUGCGUUGGAGAGAGUGCCGACCGCAGCUUUGAACGAGAGCUUGGUGGGGAAUUUGUGUAGUAUGUAUGAGCUGGCUUAUGUUAAGCACACAGAUGUCAAGCGGACGUUGAACAAUUGGAUUGCGCGUGUUGCUCCUGAUGACUUCGAUUCGUCUUGUACCAGAAUUUGA